This is a messenger RNA of Vanrija pseudolonga, 1334 nucleotides long. RefSeq names its product 3-ketoacyl-CoA thiolase, peroxisomal. Lineage: Eukaryota; Fungi; Basidiomycota; Tremellomycetes; Trichosporonales; Trichosporonaceae. The coding region runs from base 96 to 1289 and encodes 397 amino acids. The record is from RefSeq and is a predicted model, not a curated record. Gene Ontology annotation, molecular function: acetyl-CoA C-acyltransferase activity. The transcript has 3 exons. Gene Ontology annotation, cellular component: peroxisome. Gene Ontology annotation, biological process: fatty acid beta-oxidation; phenylacetate catabolic process.
CUGGACCUCGCUCUCGACCUCCUCGGCCCUCCCCAUGACUUAUAACAGUCUCGACAGUGCUCUCUCAUCGUCCUAAACACCCAUCACUUGUCACCAUGACCAAGGCUUCCAUCCUGCAAAAGAACCCCGACGACGUCGUGAUCCUCUCGGCCAAGCGCACGCCGCUCACGAAGGCCAAGAAGGGCGCGCUCGCCGAGGCGCGGUACGAGGACCUGCUGUCCGCGGUGCUCAAGGGCGCCAUUGACGCCGCGCGCAUCGACCCCAAGCUCAUCGACGAUAUCCAGAUCGGCACGGUGCGCACCCCGCGCGGAGGGGCCAGCAUCUCGCGCAUGGCGGCGCUGCACGCCGGCAUCCCCAUCUCGGCGACGCUGAGCACCGUCAACCGCCAGUGCUCGUCGUCUUUGCAGGCCAUCUGGACGAUCGCCAACGAGAUCCACGCGGGCGACAUUGACAUUGGCAUUGCGGGCGGCGCCGAGAGCAUGACGCACCACUUCGUGCCCAAGCCGCUCGACCACCCUCAUUCGGAGGAGGUGGUCAAGAACCAGCUCGCCGCCGACUGUCUCAUCCCCAUGGGCAUCACCAACGAGAACGUCGUCGAGGAGAACCACAUCAGCCGUGCAGACCAGGACGCGUUCGCGGCCUCGUCGUACAACAAGGCCGAGGCGGCGCAAAAGUCUGGCAAGUUUGACGGCGAGAUCGUCCCCGUCACCGUCAACGGCAAGACGGUCACCAAGGACGACGGGAUCCGGUACGGUGUGACUGCCGAGUCGCUGUCCAAGGUCAAGCCGGCGUUCAAGGCGGACGGGACGACGCACGCGGGCAACGCGUCGCAGGUGACGGACGGCGCGGCAGCGUGCGUUCUCGCGCGCCGCUCGGUCGCCGAGCGCCUCGGCCUGCCCAUCAUCGGCAAGGUCGUGCGUGUCGUCGCUGCUGGCGUGCCGCCCCGCAUCAUGGGCAUCGGACCCGCCGUCGCCAUCCCCAAGCUGCUGCAGAAGGAGGGGCUGGGCGUGUCCGACGUCGAUGUGUUCGAGAUCAACGAGGCGUUUGCCGGCCAGGCAGUCUACUGCGCCCGCGACCUGCACAUCCCCGACAAGAAGCUCAACCCCAACGGCGGCGCCAUCGCCCUCGGCCACCCCCUCGGCGCGACGGGCGCCCGCCAGGUCGCGACUGGCCUCGCGGAGCUCCAGCGCUCUGGCGACCAGCUCCUCGUCACGUCCAUGUGUGCCGGCACGGGCUACGGCGUCGCGGGGCUGUUUGUCAACGAGGUGACCAACCGGGCCAAGCUGUAGAUGGUGGGUGGGUGUCAAUGUCUAAUGUAUUAUUCUAUGCAGUGU